Triticum urartu is the source of this 825-nucleotide messenger RNA. NCBI's taxonomy places the organism in Eukaryota, Viridiplantae, Streptophyta, Magnoliopsida, Poales, Poaceae. The record is from RefSeq and is a predicted model, not a curated record.
AUGACAUACGAGGGAGUGUUCUAUCAAGAGGAACAUGAUGACGUGGUCCGAAACAACGAGGAUGAUGACUUGGGUUAUGUUGACCUAGACCCAAACGACGACGACGCACGGAUUGAUGGUGAGGCAGUUGUGAAUCAAAGAGACAUAAUUAUGCUUGAAAAGUUAAAUGAAGACGCUGAUGAUGAGGAAGAGCCUCCACCUCCGUCAGACAACGAAGAAGAUAUGCGUGAUAGUGAUGAUGAGACCGGUUUGCUAAUCAUGGACAAGUCCAGCGGCGCUAGUUUCCUCAGUAAAUUUAAAGGACUUACUCGGAGUGGACGAGCCCACAAGGGGUGGCUGCGUGGUAAUGCCGGACUACCUACACCACCUUCUAUCGAGGAGCACAAGUGGCUCAUUGAACCUGUGGGGACAGAAAACUGGAUCCUUCGCGGAAAGGGCCGUAAACCGAACGGCCUUAUCACUGUCCUGUUGAAGGAGUUUUGGCCUGGCCUAUUCUGCCCACGGCCAGACAGGGACCCGCAGCAGCGGGUUUUGGCCACGAGCUGGGCCCACUACGAGGCUUGCAGCAACGCGGAGUACGGGACGACCGCUAAGGCCGUGAUCACCAAAUUUUGGCAACUCUAUAGAGUUCUUGACGAGCACAAGGCCAGAGCCGACGUGGUCUUGCUUGCGGCUGCGAAGAAGAAAGCUCGUCAGUUGCAGUACGAGGUGCGCUGGGUUGCCGUCUCGCAGUACUACCACUACUACCUGCACCAAAAGAUGACCAAAACUCAAACGCAGAAGCUACGACUUACCUUGAGCAAGGAGCAGUUCAUGAUGGCAUGA